UGGAUCGAAUAAGCCGGGUCAGCGCGAACGGUGUCGUCCUUUCGGCAAUUGUGUUCCUCCUCCUUCUCCUCCUUCCUCGUCGGAGAGAUCGUUCGCUAUUGCAUCAAAAGAAAUCUGGUGGCAUCGGGACGUGUCGCUCGAAGAGAGCGAUUUCAGCGAUUUGAAACGUAUCCAAGCAUUCUGAGGGUGUCACGCGUCGCGUCCACGCUGUCCCGACCGACGAACAGGCUUACGAUCGGCCCGAUCCGAUCGUGCGGUCGGCGGAGCCCGUGAAACCGAGUUCGCGUGACGCGUAACGGCGUGCGGCAUUCCUCCCCCUCCGCGCGUUGCAUGCGGCGAAAAUAGGACGAAGCGUAACGAGUGACGAUAAAUUCCUUCGGGAAGGUCGGGAGGAAGAUUGCAUAACGCGACGUUCCCUCCCCUGCCAUCCAUUGCCACCUUUCAGCCCUCCUUUCCCCUUCUCUUGCACGCGCGAGCGCGCACGCCCGCUCGUCGUUUCCUCGUCGUCCUUUUUCUCCCUCUAGCUUUUCGCGCCUCUUCUUCGGGGAGAUAUGUCACCUCGUAUCGAUAUCUAAUUAAAGACUGUCCAACAAUUUUUUUUAUCGCGCCUCCAUCCUGCUGAGUAAGGCGUAUGGGUUGCUUCGUCUCUCCUCGUUCCACGUUCCGGCAUCCGGCGUCGGGAAAGGAUCGCACGCGGUGCAUCGUCGCGCGACAUCGAUCCGCGCCUCUUCUCUCUCACUCUCUCUCUCUGUUUCUCUCUCCUUUUUUUCCCUCCGCGGGAUUAUGUAAAGCAGGCAGUACUGGACGCCGGCCAGGACAUUGACUGUUCGUCUUCGUGACGCUGGAAAUUGUUUCUCCGUUAGGACGAAAAGAGGAGGAUCAUUUAUCGUUCCGGCUGCCGGAAAACCGAAGACCGCCAUCGCGGUGCUCAUCGGUGCACGACGACAGGUGUGCGUGACACGAGGGGAACAACCAUGAACGUUACCACGAACGACCUUCCGGUGCGGCGAUGCAGCACGACGUGCCUCGCGUGACUCGCGCCGGUCACGAGUAAAGAGAAUCCUCCCUCGCCACCACCUCCCUCGCGUGAGUACCGCGGCGGUGGCCACCACUAACGGUGCAACGCGCUGGCCCGUCUCUCCUAUUCAGCCCUCCGCGUCCGCGGGGCACAAUCCUUACGACGAGGACACGCACACCAGGGUGGCACGAUAGUAUGACGGUGAUGCUGCUGCAACGUUCAGUCACCCCGCAGUCGACGCACAGCCAAAAGACAGCGACGAAGGACUGCAGCGCGAAGCCGCCCUUUCUCUUUCUGCUGGACGACCGUGAGGAGCAUCGGAACUCGACCGAUACCAACACCACGACCACUACAAACAACAACAACAACAACAAUAACAACAUUAACAACAAUAAUAACAUUAAUAAUAACAAUAACAACAACAAUAACGUCAACAAUAACAACGUCUUCAAGAGAGACGCCCGGAGGAACGACAGCCGCGAUCACGUCGCCGACGAGGCGCCGUCGUCGGUGACGUCCCAACGACUCACCGGCGGUGGUCGGGACAUCGCGAUGCGAUAUUACCGCCUCUGGAUCUACGCCUGUAACUUGGUGCUGUUCGGUAGCGCGAUCGGUUUCGUCGCCGCGGUGUCGCAGACCCUCCUGUUCACCGGUGAUCCACGUCGGCACGUGGUGCCGGGUGUACCCCGCGUCUACGACCCCACCGCGCUCUACGGCUAUCUGGCAUUGACGGCACAGUUAGGCCUGGUGCAGCUGCUCGGUUGCAUCGCUGCCAGGCGGCUCAGCGCUCGGCUGCUCCACAUCUACUGGAUAUUAUUGCUGAUACUGCUGUUCGGCGACGCCGUGGUCGGCGUCGCCUGGAUCUUCCGCUUCGAGAAAAUGCGCGCCGACCUCAGGCCCACGCUCAAGCUACGUUUGCAGAUGGACUACAAUAAAGAGCCGCGAUUCACCGAACAGUGGGAUCGACUUCAGCGGGAGUUCAUGUGCUGCGCGGUGACCGGGCCCAAGGAUUUUGGACCCAACUUUUCGUCGACUUGCUGCGGAGCCAGCAUAAACGCAACCGAGCCCUGUCAGCAUCCGUACACGCGCGGUUGCGAAGAGACGCUCGUACGUUGGCUUAGGAAAACGGCGGAUCUGCUGUUCGUCCUGGGUUUCUGCGUAAUCGCCUUCGCCAAGCUCUGCUUCCUCGGUAUCCUACGCUACGAGAUACGGGAGAUGAUACAGAAGAUACGAUUGCUGAGAGAACCGCCGCCGCCGCCCACGCAAUUCGCGCAACCGCCCUUUUCCCAGAUGAUGCCGGAAAUGACCAACAACAACGGCAGCAUCACGAGACGCACAACGUUGCCCAACACGGUUACGGUUUCCGGCAACGCGUCGCUGUUGCCGCAGUUGGACGAGUGCAAUACCGGCCGGUAUCCGAUGUUGCCGAACAAUCUACAGGACGGCGGUGCCGACAGCGACACGAACAGUCACUGCGCGCUGAUCCUCGAGGAGACGACGCCCAUCUCGAUGAACAACCACAACAGCUGCGCGGCCGGCGGCGGCCGUGAGAAGAGCAACGGCAACAACAACUACGAGAUGCGUGAGUUUAACCGUAGGCUGCUGCUGUCGAACGGCACCAGCCCGGGUGCGGGCGUGACCGUAACGGGCGGUCAAAGCAGGCGCACCUGACUAUGGAGAUGGUGGCGAAACACCUCGAACCGUUUCCUGUACAGGAGCAAUCGCCGGCGCGCCGAUAUACCGCUAUACAAGUAAAGGAACGACAACCCUCUGUCCAGACGUUUCAGUUUCUUUUUUUUAAGAGGAAUAGCAUACACACAUCCGGCGAGCUACUGGCAGGCGCUAGUCCAACAGACGGGCGCGAUAUACGUGAGGAAACGCUGCCGUCGUCAUCGUCGUCGUCGACGUCGCAUCGAGACCGGCGGAAGUGAAGGGGGUUGACAACCGCUGUUCAGCUCGUCUUCUAUAGCUCACCCCUACCUCUCACCCCCCGAGGUCUCUUACCGCCGAUUCGCGAUAGUGCGCGCUUGACAUCGAGAAAAGACCACGACGACGGGCAGCGUUCGACGGUGAGACACGCGAGAGACCAAGCAUUCACGAAUCGAUAUCACGGUGGGACUGUACAAUUUAUUAACGAAAGAACCAAAUCAAAACAUAUACAAUUAAAGCGAGAAAGAGAAACAAAAAAAGCUCCGUUUUGUACGAAACUUGCGAAGGGGCGCUUAAGUUUGCACAUCAGAUCGUGGCACGAGAGCGAAAUCUCGCGCGAUCCGGGGAUGAAAAAAAAAAAAA
Messenger RNA from Temnothorax curvispinosus, 3310 nucleotides. RefSeq lists its product as uncharacterized. Bases 1214 to 2689 code for a protein of 491 amino acids. The transcript is spliced from 4 exons. NCBI's taxonomy places the organism in Eukaryota, Metazoa, Arthropoda, Insecta, Hymenoptera, Formicidae. Gene Ontology annotation, cellular component: membrane. The record is from RefSeq and is a predicted model, not a curated record.